GUCUUAAUCAGCUUUGUUAUUGUAGAGUGAAGAUUAUUUUUCUCUAAUCGAGUAGACUGGGUUAAAGAAGCCGGCCCAAUUAUGACGGACCGGAAGCAGACACGUCACACCGGUUACUGAGCCCAACGGGCGUCAUUGUCAACACCCACGUUACGCCGGUAGGUGUCUCCCUUCCCCGGUCGCCGAUCAAAAUACCUGUACUUUAAUCGCCUUACACGUGUCCUCCUCCCUCUCGAUCUUAACCGAUCGCCGUCUGACCCACCAAAAAGGAAAUACACACAAAACUCCUAACCAAACCUCAAAAUCCUCACCGCCGGCAAACUCCACCCUAACCUCUCUCUCUCAGAAUGGAAAACGAAGAGGAGAUGGAAUCAAACCCAACAUCCCCAGCAUCGUCAGACCACCAAAUAGGACCAUCACAGCCAGUAACCGUAGCGGCGCCGCCACCGCCGGCGCGUCAGUCUCUAACCCUAGCCCUUCCAAUUCAGCAACCCCGGAUGACUAGCACCAUCACCGGCGGAGGCGUCACACACGGCCGCGAAGAUUGUUGGAGCGAAGGUGCCACAUCGACUCUAAUUGAUGCCUGGGGUGAACGAUACAUUGAGCUGAACAGAGGCAACCUGAAGCAGAAGCACUGGCAAGAGGUAGCCGAUGUUGUGACCAGCCGCGAAGACUACACGAAGGUGCCCAAAACCGAUAUUCAGUGUAAGAACCGAAUCGAUACGUUGAAGAAGAAGUAUAAGGUCGAGAAGGCCAAGAUCUCUUCUGGAUUCCCCACCAAAUGGGUUUUCUUUGACCGCAUUUAUCAGCUCAUCGGACCCUCGUCGAGGAAAAACGAAGAUCUCGACAAUAACACCCCAUCCGGGCCCACCCCGAAGUCAUCCGCGGCAGCCGCCGUUAGGAACUUCAGAUCGUUGCGACAGCCUCAGUUAAAUCAGCGGGAGUCGACCAACUCGGGCGACUCGACGGAUGGUCUUCCCCCGGCGACGAAUAAUGUGAAUGGGAAGAGAUGGAGGUUCAAGAGAGAAUCAAUUCGAAGUGGUUGGGGAGGUAAGUCCGAAUCUUCGAUGAGGGAGCUCAGUCGGGCGAUUUUGAAAUUCGGUGAAGUGUACGAGAAAGUGGAGAAGUCAAAGCUGGAGCAGAUGAUGGAGAUGGAGAAACAGAGAAUGGAGUUGACCAGGGAAUUUGAGUUGCAGAGGUUGCGGUUUUUCAUGAAGACCCAGAUCGAGUUGUCUCAGCUGAAACACGGAAGAAGGGUCGUCGUAGGUAAUGGUCGACGGAACAGUAAUAACAGUGGAUAGAACUCAAUCCAUGGAUCCCUCGUGUAGGAUUGCCCCUUACUACUGCCUCUGUUGAAACCCAAAUCAAAUCAAACAAAAACCACCCAUAAAAAUGGUGGAAGUUUUUAUUAUGAAUUAAAUUAAGGAUCUCUCAAUCUUAUCUCCUCGACUGUGUUUUUAUUCAAUUAUUUAAUAGAUUUGGGUAAAUGGUACCCAUUUUAAAGACA
This is a messenger RNA of Nelumbo nucifera (sacred lotus), 1507 nucleotides long. Its product is annotated as trihelix transcription factor ASIL2-like. Gene Ontology annotation, cellular component: nucleus. Gene Ontology annotation, molecular function: transcription cis-regulatory region binding. The record is from RefSeq and is a predicted model, not a curated record. Lineage: Eukaryota; Viridiplantae; Streptophyta; Magnoliopsida; Proteales; Nelumbonaceae.